Messenger RNA from Aspergillus chevalieri, 468 nucleotides. RefSeq lists its product as uncharacterized. The coding region runs from base 1 to 468 and encodes 155 amino acids. The transcript has 2 exons. The record is from RefSeq and is a predicted model, not a curated record. NCBI's taxonomy places the organism in Eukaryota, Fungi, Ascomycota, Eurotiomycetes, Eurotiales, Aspergillaceae.
AUGGCAAUCCCCGAAGUAAAAAGCGACCAACCCUCUAUAAUUCCCCAGAAGAGAUCCGCCUCAGCAUCCGACAGUGCCCCGAUUCCUAAGAAGCCUGAUGUCACUACAAGGACGACUCAAAAGAAAUCUUACAAGAAGAAAGAUGACUUCGCAGAGUCCAAAGUCUCGAAUUCGACUGAAAAUCUGACCGAGAGCGAAGUGUUCAGGCGCCUUGAAGCUGUUGGAGCAGAGAUGGCCACGAUUAGCUGGUAUAUGGAUCUCCCAGAGAAGCUGAGAAUCCCGGAAAUCCUUUUGGAUUUCAGCAUCCUUAAUAUGCCCAAAUGGCCGGAUCAAGACACGAUUGACAAGUGGUUGGCGCAGGGGCAUAGGAAGCCGGAUGAGGAUAAUAACAUAGACACGAGGAAUGAAGGGCCGGAGGAUAAGGAAGAUAAGAAAUACGAGAAUAAGAAGCGAAGGAUGAGAAACUGA